AUGGUCAAAGCUGUUAUUUUUACCGAUUUCGACGGUACUGUUACUUUGGAAGAUUCUAAUGAUUAUUUAACUGAUACUUUGGGUUUCGGUAAAGAGAAAAGAUUAAAGGUCUUCGAGGGUGUCUUGGAUGAUACCAAAUCCUUCAGACAAGGCUUUACGGAAAUGUUGGAAUCCAUCCACACUCCUUUUCCUGAGUGUAUCAAGAUCUUAGAGAAGAAAAUUCGCUUGGAUCCUGGAUUUAAAGACACUUUUGAAUGGGCUCAAGAAAAUGAUGUUCCAGUCGUCGUUGUUUCCAGCGGAAUGAAGCCAAUUAUCAAGGUUUUAUUAACUAGACUAGUUGGACAAGAGUCUAUUCAUAAAAUUGAUAUUGUUUCCAAUGAAGUCGAAAUCGAUGCGCAUGACCAAUGGAAAAUCAUCUAUAAGGAUGAAAGCCCUUUCGGGCAUGACAAAUCUAGAACAAUUGAUGCUUAUAAAAAGAAAUUUGAAUCUACAUUGAAGUCAGGUGAAGAAAGACCUGUUUACUUUUACUGUGGUGACGGUGUUUCUGAUCUUAGUGCUGCAAAGGAAUGUGACUUGCUAUUUGCUAAGAGAGGUAAAGACUUGGUUACUUAUUGUAAGAGACAAAACGUACCAUUCCAUGAAUUUGACACUUUCAAAGACAUCUUGGCCAAUAUGAAGCAAGUUCUUACUGGUGAGAAGACAGUGACUGAAUUAAUGGAAAAUUAG
Molecule: messenger RNA, 726 nt
Organism: Saccharomyces mikatae IFO 1815
Lineage: Eukaryota; Fungi; Ascomycota; Saccharomycetes; Saccharomycetales; Saccharomycetaceae
Gene: PYP1
Product: putative phosphoric monoester hydrolase
Exons: 1
Coding region: 1-726 (241 amino acids)
Molecular function (GO): phosphatase activity
Source: RefSeq, a predicted model, not a curated record